CCCAUGGCAUUUGCAGUUGUUUCAUUGUUUUCUUCUCCCAGCAAAUGUAACUACAGGCUUAUGUUUUGAAAGCUUUCUAGACAAAGACAGUGAUAAAUUGGAAAUCCCCCAAAAAACAAAAUGGUAAAUCAGAGCAAGGUUUUGACUAGAUAACUUUUUGAAAAAAAACCAAAUUCUUUAGGAUUAGAUUAGAUCAAAUGUAACAUGUAAGUGUAGCCCCUUACUUAAGUAUUAUAGGCUCCUAAAGACAUGUAGCUACAGCUGGGGAAGAAACAAUCUUCCCAUCCUGUGAAACUUUUAAAAAUUUCAUAACUGUUUCCUAUUCUGCUUUGGGAUAAAACUCAGACAUUGCACAGGUUUUGAGAGAGCGAGGGACCUCAUGAUAACCAGUAACAUGGUAGUGACUAGACUCAUCCGGGAACCUGAACCUGGAUUUCCCACUUGAAUACACUGACCACUAAGCUAUCUGCUACUUUGGGGUGUCUGUCUUAGAGUCUUUGUCUUGGAUUUUCUCAGGAAUUCCCUCUUAGAUCUGGCAGACAAGGUUCUUUGGGAGAAUCUGAUUUCUUCUAUUAGACAAACUUAAAUAGUUGGGAAAAUUUUUUUUAGCAAGCUUUCAGGUUUAAAAACCCUUCGUCAGGCUAAGGAAGUUUCUGCAGUUGGUGUGUGCUCUUCCUGGAUGGGAUGAAUAGUAAAGAAGCCCGAUUCACCCUAAGAGCCUUGUCUGCCUAUGUCCUUUGACCAAGACGGCUACAACCGACACCCCUCUUAGAUCUGGGAAACCUUUCCUGUCAAAAUAGUUGGCAAAAUUGGCCCCUUCCCUCAGAAAGUUUAAUUGUUGACAAAUUUGCAUUUUCAGAUGGAAAACCAUUGAAUUAAAGGUGCAGUAUCACAAAUUCCCUUAGGAAAAGUGUUUCUUGUAAGUGAAAAAGACUGAGAAAUGACUGGGUAGGGCCAAAUCCACAGUCCACUGAUGAAACUGGAAAGUUUCCUGUUGACUUUGGUGGGCUUUGGACCAGGCCCUUAGACCUGGACAUUGACUUCAUUUUCACUGAUGUAAAAGCCAGAGGAAUUAAGUCAAUGGAGUUGCACAUUUGUAAAACUGGUGUAAAUGAGAAUGGAAGAGACUUCAGUUUUAUUCUUUGCCUCAUAGAAAUAAAGUAUUAAAAUAACACUGUAUAAACUUUGGCCUAAGUUACUUAGCCCCUUUGACACUCAAGAAAAAUAGGCAUAAUAAUCCCUACCUCACAGAAUGCUGCUAUGCUUAAUUAAUUGUUUUAAUUAAGGACUCAUUUGAAAUGAGCUACUAUGUAGGUCCAAUCUAUUAAUAUUUACUUGCAGGGUUAAUUAUCCUGGUGUUGCCUGAAUUAAAUAUAAUAUUUAUACUUUGUUUUGAUUAUAAAUAUAUAUAAUAUAAUUUUCCUCAUUCAUCUUUAGAACUUCAUUUUAUGGAUGCUUCUUUGCUUCCCGUUCAUUGAUGUAAGUAUCAUAAAACAUGUACAUAGCAUGUCCUGAUUCUUACAUGUAGGUCCAAUCUGCUUCUUGGAGGUUGCAUGUCAAGCCUGCUCAGAGAAAGCAAAUUCUCCAGAUUCUGCAGUAAAAAAUGCACAUGAUCCUACUGCCAAGUAUAAUACAAUGCCGCAGUAGAAACACAGUUACAACGUCAAGACUGUAGGUAUUUGUAAAUCCUUUUAAAACUUCCAGUUACUUCAGAAAAUUAUCUCUUCUUUUCUUAUUGUCCUUUGUACACUUUGGUGUCCUUACCCAUCUUUUUCCAGUUUCCCAGAGUCAUGUAACUCUGUGAAUUAGAAAAGGGAAGGGAAAAGUGAAGUGGCUAAUUCAGCUCCAAACAGUGUACAGCUUUUAUUUUCUGUGAAAAUACAAUUGGUGCUUGAGUCUUCUGUGACCCUGUGAAACAUUAAAAGAACUUGGUAAGUACAUAUAAUCACAAGGUUGAGAACCACUGGGUGACUUUGCAUGUCAGAUUUUGUCCUCUAAAGAGAAAUACCUUGAUCUGGCUUCAACAAGGCUGCAUUGUUUGCAGUCUGACGUAGAACACUUUGUGCAGGAGACUUGACAUAAGUAAACUGUAGUGAGGUGCCUUUACCUUUUCACUCUGAUAACUACAUCAGUCGUGUGAUGAUGGAAGAUAAGUGCUGAUCCCCCAGUCUUUUUCCUGCAUGUGAAUUUGGAAGACUUCUACAUUAGCCAUACUGAUUCCUCCAAGUCUCUGCAACUUCCAUUUGCAAUAUCAUCAUCUUUGAAUGCAUGACCCGUAAAAAAUAAAACACGCUGGUUCUCAUGAGGUCAUCUCAGAGCAACUCUGAACCACAGGCAUUGGUCUGGAAGACUAUUUGGGGGACAAUUAUUUUGGGAGGCAAAAAAAAAAAAAAGAAAGCCCCUCCAGUGUUGUUUCCUGCAAAGACUAUUCUUAAGAGCCCGUUGGACAGCGCGGGGCUCUUGAAGUGAUAGCUAAUUGGUGAAAGAAAGGCCCUGAUUGUCUUGAGGGAGCUGGAAAGUGCUGCGUGUGCUGCUGAAAGGGACUAGGGAGAAGGUGCCCGGUUUCGCUGAGCAGCUGCUGCUGGAGAUGUUUGGAGAUUACAUCAGCAUUGGAAAAAAGGGGCAAAAAAAAAAAGGGCCCAACUUCACAGAGACGGAGUUUAUGGAGUUUUUUUUCCUUCCAAAGGUCUUCUGACAAUACUGUCAUUGUCAAUAUAAGAGUUGUUAAUUCUUUAUGAAUAGCACAUGGGGCCUCUUGACUAAAUAGUACGUUACAUGUCCCAAAUCUGUCAGCUGGACUCUUCUCUCACAUGCUAGUGAGAUCACUUUGAUUGGAAUGUUACAGGAAUUGCUGGACUGGCCACACAGUGCUGAAUACUGCAUUAUAUAAUUAGAUCUCCCAGGGUAUUUUUUCACAUUACCUCAUUAUUCUUGCUUAAAUAUGGAAUCGGGCCUUUUGAUGAUUUUACUGGUCAUAAUUAUAUUAAUACGCUUCAUUUUAUGGUCUUGUCUCAGCGUUUAUAUAGAUUAUAAACUGUCCCGAAGAUUUCCUGACAAGACAAAAGAGGAGUAAGAGCUUUCAAAGGGCUUGCAUACAUUUUAACUGACAAGGGGUGAGGCCUGGACAAUGUCAUGGAACAGGAGCACAGUUUACCUUUAGGACUGGAGAUGACCAGAAUGACCUUGCUUAGACAAGAGCCCUGUGAGCAUUCUGCAGGAGGUCUCACAUUUACAGAAGGAAAAACUACAACUGAUCGAGUCAAAUGACUUAUCGAAGUAGGGCAAAGUAGUUGCUUCUGGAACACGCUUGUCAAUUAAAUGAUCUGGACAGGCUGGAAGAAAUCCUAUUGUUGGGAAAGCCCAGGACAGCCAAAGCCCUGGUCUUGAUAAGUGAAAUGUGACAGCUUACUGCUUGCUGGAUAGACUACUGAUCUGCAUUUAAAAAUGCCAGCUGCAGUGGCUGCCUGUGUGCAACAACUGACCAGUGUCCAGUUAACCAUGAAGAUGAGUUUCCAGGAUCAGCUGCUACUUGAAUGCUACCAAACAACAGAAGGAAUUGUUUUACCUGCCUGACUCCUUCAUGGAUAAAUUCCCCUUGUAGCUUCUUCCAUUGACUUAUGCCUGAGCCUGGCUGAAUGAACAUAUUGAUUAACUCUAUUAUUCAAUGAAUGUUUAUAUGAAUAUUAGGAAUAGCUGACUGCUACCAGCACAGUAGUCACUGGAAUAAGUUGUUCCAGGAAAACCAGCACUAUGCAUCAAUCAGCUGGUGUAGCAGGGAGAAAGGGAUCACAUGGCUAUAAUGCAACUUGGCAUACAAGCAGGAUAGCCCAUCAUGGUGAUAAUAGGGAUCAAGAGGUAUUAAGUUACUUAUACAAGGCCACAAAGGUAAAUCAGUAGACCAGCCAGGUUUGAAUCCAGGAUUUUUCUAGUUCUCAGCUUUAUGUUUGACCCCAUACAUGAACUGGAAGAGGAGCAAUCAGUUUUUAUUUUUGACCUCCAAGUGGAUAUUGCAUUGCAUAAACUAUUUAGAAUUUCAAGGGCAAAAGUAGUGCUCAUACAUGUGGCACAAUUUAACUUAAAUCAGGGGGGUUGAACCCAUGGCUGGCAGGCAAUAUUCAGCCCACCAAGCCAUGUCAUUUGACCUGACGGGCUGCCCAGGGGUUUGAAAAUUUGGUGGUGGGGGAAUGGUGGCAGUGUUAAUUGCUGCUCCCCAGCUAUCAAAUUUCUGGACCCAGGGCAAGCCCUGUGUGUGGAUAGUGUGUGGGGCCCAGUGUGCUAAGUCAGGGGUAUGGGGCUGGGAUGGUGCAGGGCCCAGUCCUGGCAUGCAAGGCUGGCAUGGCAUAGGGCCUGAUCCAGGCAGCAGGAGGCAGGAUCCAGGUGUGCAGGGACUAACAUGGUCAGUGUGAGGUGGGAUCUGGGUGCAUGGGGGCCAACGCCAUGCAGCAACCUGCAUGGGAUCUGGCUCUAUCCCAUUCAUCUGGCUCAAAGGGCUGAAAGGUUGAGCACUAUUGAUUUAAAUCAAUUGCUUAAAGUAAAAUUAGAUUUACUAUUUUUUUUUCAGUCUAAAGAUCAAAAUUGAAAUUCAAUAUCCUUGGCCCAAGACGCCUUAAGAAAAAUUCCAGACUUAGUUCUUCAUUUUCUGUCAUAAGUAAAAAUGAACACUGCUACUUCUUAGAAUGACUUCCAGAUCUCUUGAUAGCUCACAUGAUGAUAUCAGAAUUCAGUCUAGCUAAAACCAUGGCACACCCAUAGAGGGCCACUCUUGCACACUGCCAAAGGCUGGCUCAUCAGCAGCGACUACAAACAAGCCCCUAUCAUUUGUCUUCUGAGACCUCCUAAAAUCCACAAUUGGGAGGCAGCACAAUAUCUAUGUCAUGACUUUUUUCCUCUUCAAUGGAAUGUAAAGGGUAAAUGUGAGAACAAUUGAUCUCAGCCUCACACUGACAAAUAUGAGGAAAAGUCUAUGGUAUCUACAGACACUUUUGUCAACUGGAAAUCCUGCCAGUUAAUUGGAAAUUAACUAGGAAAUUCUAUACCUUUCCGAGCACCCAUGCCGCUUCCAGAGGAAACUGACUGCCUGACCAUAAAGAGAAAGGUGAAAAUGGACUAUCCAUAAUAUGCUGAUAUGUACACAAAGCAAGCAAGCUGAAAAAAUAGAUGAAUGUACAUUUUUAAAAAAUCUUUUACCUAUUGUGAUCUCAGGUGUUAGCUAUAACAAAAGCCAGCAAAAAAUCAUUUAGACUGAAGUUUGUUUUAAUUUGAGGAUGUUCUUUUAAAAAAUAUGUUCAUAUGUUGCAAUUAAUAUGUUUAAUUGAUCUUUUAGGCCUCUUGUUGCAUACAUUUUAGAAUUCUGUACUUCAAUGAAUUAAAAUAUGGAUUUGAUGAGAAAUUUUAGUAAGGAGGUUUAAGAUAAUGUCUCAUAUUUGUUGAUAUGGGGAAAGGUAGCAUGUGGGACUGGCAUUAAGGGUAAGAUUCUGGUACCCUUAACCCUAUUGAAUACCAUCAUACUCUGCAAGUUACUAUAUAUUUACAUAAGUAAGAGUAUAACAGUCUGGUUAUGGACUUUAUCCUAACUCAGGCGAUAUUAUCAUUGAUCUCUGUGGAACAGUGUAUCAGCAUAGGUUAACUGCAUGAAGUCAAAAGAAUGCUACAAUGGAUGAGUGACCAUAAUCAUUCUCUUUAACAGCUUCUGAAGAAAGAGAAGAAUUGUGGAUGAACUUGUUGACUGGAGUGUAACCAAUUGUCUGUAGUAGUAGUGGUUUGGCUCUGUUGGUGCUUCUGUGUUAAGUUUUGUUUGUGGUUUGCAUGGGAGAGAUUAAUUUCACCAUAACUGGAAAAAUAUUGUAACUAAUGUUUGGCAUUAUACCAUUCUGCACCUUUCUAGGAUGAAACUGGCCAUUGCUCUUCUGCAAAAGUCCCUUAGGCUAGGGACAGAAAUUACACACAAACUGGUAUAAGUGAUAUCGGAAAUUGGUUCCAAUCUGUAACGCAACAGAAGUCCAAUGUGCAUAAACUGCUUUCAAAAUGGCUAACACCAGUUUAAGAUAAACUGGCUGGGUGUAGUAUCAGACUUAACUGAUUUAGGUUAAAUCAGUUUAUUGAAAUUCUGUCCCGGAUCCCUUCCAUAUUCAAGUUGUCUGCUCUAGCCAAGCAAGGAGACGCACUUUAGUGCCCUUUCCUUGGAACCCCGCCAGCUUUUGGCUUGGGCCACUGCAAGCAUGAGGCUGCAUUUCUGGAAUCAAAAGUGAAUGUUUUCACUUGCUUAUCAGUUCAAUCUAUUCAGCUUAGACUAACCUGAGAAAAUUGAAUUGAUUCAGCCUCAGGCUUUUUGACUGUCCUACUUAGCCUUAGAGCUUAGUAAAAAGUCAUAACCUUCCUAUAGAUUUUAUGGGACCAUCUAAAGAAUUUAAUAAAGAAUUAUACCCCAACUACCAUAGUGCCUGAAAUUAAAAGUAAAACCAGUUUCAGAUUGUAGAUAACUCUCUGUUUCAGGAGUUUGCUACAAAAAAAUCUUGAAGCACAAGUAAGGUCAUACAUAUCCUGUCACCCACACAGAAGUGUAGGUUUUGCUUUGCACUGUUGUAAAUAUAUGCCCAUUAGGGCUGUGCGAAGCUUUGGUUACUGAUUUGAUUUUGCCUGAUUUGGCAGCCAAUUUUCAAAUCCAAAUUGAAUCAGGAGACCCUUUAAUCUCUUUAAAUCAAAUCGGAACCCUCUGAAUCAAUUCAGAGAGAUUUGAUAAUUCAGACAUAGAUGCAGCUUUAAAUGUUUUUCUACAUACCUCAAGGUACCAGGCGGCUCAUGAACACUGAGAUGGUGGGUUGGAUGAAGCAUCCAAUGGGAGCGUGGGGGGACCCCAACAUGCUCUGUGGCAGCCCCAUUAGUGGACCAGAAGCACUUCCGGUCCACUUCUGAGUCCACUGCGGAGCAUGUGGGGGACCCUUCCCUCACCCCCAGCUUGGCAACGGAUGCCUCCUGUGUCUGGGGUGGGGGGGCACCCACGAUCAAUCGCUGAGCUGGGAGAGCGCGGGGGCCCCCCCACACUCCUGUGGGAUGUUCCAUCCACCCCAUCAUCUCAACAUUCACAAGCCAUGCCUGGUACUUCAAAGUAUAUAGAAAAAACAUUUAAAGUAGUGCCUAUGGCCAAAUCGCUGAUUCUCUGAAUUGACAUUGAAUCCUCAGAUUCAGAUUUGGCCAAAUCAAAUUGGGACAGUGAUCUGAAUCAAUGAAUCGAAUCACUGUCCCCCAAAUUGGGCUGAAUCCAAAUCAAAUACGGUCUGCUUUGCACAUCCCUAAUGCCCAUGCCCAUGGAUGCCAUGCACUUGGAAUAGCUCUGUCAUUUUAAGACCUUGCCUAUGAAGUAACAGCCAUUUUAGCCCAUUUAGUAGAUGCUAAGAGCAAGUGUUACUCUACAUGCGAAUCCAUGGCAGUCUGUAUAUGAUUAGGAAACUUUUCUAGUAUUCCACUGUUGUUGGUAAAGAUGUCCCAUUUUUCCCAUUGAAUGAGUUAGUUUCUACAACAUCCAUAAUGUUGGUUUAGAGGAGUGAACUGGAUGACCCCUGAGGUGCCUUUCAUAUUUUAUAAUCAGAUUGAAGCAUGCCAGGAUGCAGCAUUCUUCCUAUAUUUGACAUCACUUAAGUUUGUAUUUUUUAAUAUUAAUGCAUGUCAUUUUGUUGUUUCUAAUUCUAGUUCUAGUUUGGUUAUUGACUUGUGCAACCUUAGGUAUGUUGUUACAACAUAAUGUGCCAUUUGCAGAAGGGGAAGUCAUCUGUCUCACAGUAGGUUUUGGAAUUAAUAAAUAAAUGCUUAUGAGUGUUUUGUGACCUUUAGAUAAAAGUUAAUACAUAAAUACAGGGUAUACUGUUACUAAAUUUAUAGCUGAAGGCAAUAGCCUCUCCCCUGGUUUUAUACUAGAAUAUCCCACAGAGUUCUGAAGGAAAGAUGAAGUUUUUAAGAUUGCCCGGACAGUACUAUAUUCUGUUUACAGUUAAGAAGGUGAAAAUUGAAGUAGUUUCCUUUGCAUCAAUGACCUUUUUCUGGUGUGACAGGCUUACACCUGGUGCUACUGCCCCAGCAUCAUGGGCAUGCCAGGUGAUGUGCCCCUGGGCCACAUCACACCUGACCCACUUGCCCACUACAACUUGAUGUUCCAAGAAGACCCUGUACUCUCCAUGAUCCAGUGGUUCUCUAUGGGCCAGAUGUGACCAUAGUGGUGCAUCUUCUGUGAGGGUCCUCCUGCCCUAUAGCUCAUCCCUUUCCGCUUGGGUAUUAUUGCCGUUUGUUGGGACAUUGUAGGUGUUUGUCAUGUGGGCUACCCCAUGGUGUUAGGCUGUGGCUUGAAUCCUUAAGGGUCCAUCCCCUGCUCAUGUUAAUGUAAAAACAUGACAACUAUAUAGAUAAGAUAAACUGAAAACGGCUCGGCUUGGUGGCCAGACAGGGCACUGGUGCCUUGCUGCCCCAAGUUUCUUCCCCCUUUUUGGGAUGUGAGUUACUUCAGUGUGCAGCCACCCCAACAUUUGUCAGGGCAGUGGAGAUGUGUAGGGGGUGCACAGGGGUGCAUGUGCAACCCCUGAGAGCACUGGUACACCCCCUGGGAGGCUGCACUCCCCACUUAGGUGAUGGGCAGGGGGAGCAGGCGGAAGCACUGGUGCCUCCCUGUGGGAACGCCAGAUGUAGCGCUGUGGUCACUUCUGGGAGUGCCAUGGCUGCUCCCCAGUUGGUGAGUUGUGCUGUGGGAGGACCCCUCCCCCACCAUCGCUGACUGGUCUCUGGGGGGGCACAUGGCUUCCCUGACUAAGGUAGCACCAGUUGCCUAUGCUCCUGGGGGUGUUUGCAGCAGUGGGAGCCACACUCCCCUCACUCCCUGGAUGAGCCACUUGCAGCUCCAUUGCCCACCCCACCCCAGCUGUACAGCACCUGCCUCUACCCCAGUUCCAGCCUCAGCCCCAGCCCCACUCCCUCCCUCACCACAGGGGCCUUGAUAUGCCCCUCCCUUCCCUCACAGCAGACUUACCUGCUGGACCCGGCUGCUCUUCAUGCUGCUGGACUGUGCUUCUGGCCACCUGUGUGCUGCACUGUGGCUGCGUGCAUGCACAGGGCAUUUAUUGGUGGCAUCAUUGGCUACAUCAGCCAAAAAAACUGAUUGCUGAUACAGUCAAUUUUCCUUAUAUUGGUGCUGAUCUGCUAUGGGACUGAUGUAUUGGUGCAUCUCUAAUUACGGAUAUUGUAGAUUGUUUUUUCCAGGGCUCAGAAUGUUUAUGAGCAAUACAAAUGGAAUUAAUUUUAAGUAUCAGGUCUUCUGCAAAUGUAAAAUGUUUGCUUCAUAUUCUGUAAUGUGCACAAAACUGGCAUGAUGGGCUAAAUUAUGGUAUAAAGAACUAAUUAUACUUGCUCAUACUGAUGCUUUGGUGAUAUAAUUAUAUUUAUUGAUCAGAAUAAAUCUACAAUUUUA
This is a messenger RNA of Alligator mississippiensis (American alligator), 9448 nucleotides long. RefSeq names its product small integral membrane protein 38 (gene SMIM38). The transcript has 3 exons. The record is from RefSeq and is a predicted model, not a curated record. The coding region runs from base 2942 to 3073 and encodes 43 amino acids. Lineage: Eukaryota; Metazoa; Chordata; Crocodylia; Alligatoridae.